Messenger RNA from Physeter macrocephalus (sperm whale), 4972 nucleotides. It is a transcript of the gene SAMD4B, whose product is annotated as sterile alpha motif domain containing 4B. The transcript is spliced from 16 exons. NCBI's taxonomy places the organism in Eukaryota, Metazoa, Chordata, Mammalia, Artiodactyla, Physeteridae. The record is from RefSeq and is a predicted model, not a curated record. Gene Ontology annotation, cellular component: P-body. Gene Ontology annotation, biological process: nuclear-transcribed mRNA poly(A) tail shortening; negative regulation of translation; regulation of mRNA stability. Bases 2056 to 3891 code for a protein of 611 amino acids. Gene Ontology annotation, molecular function: translation repressor activity; mRNA binding; protein binding.
CGUGACCCCCCAGGUGUACCUCGGACACCUCCCUGGAGGGCACGCCCACAGACCCCCCGAAUCCGCCCGAAGCUCUCCGUCCCCUCCCGCGGUGCGAAAGGCUUCCCGAGAGGCCACCCCUGGUCUUUCCACGUCUGCUCCAGACCCCGUUGUACGCCUCAAAAAUCUUCCUCAGAGAACCCCCGUCUGGUCCCAGAUCCCCGAACCACCUCCUCCGUCCAGAAAUAUUCCCCCGGGGCCACUCCUCAUAUUCCAACGAUAUGUGUCAGAUAUCUUCUCCAGGAACCUCCCUCGUAAGCCCUUAAAAUGUCCUGCAGACCAGAGAUUCCCCGAAAUCCCCUCCAGACCCCGUACAUUCCAGAAAUCUCCCCCAGCCACCUACUUAGCACAUCCCAACAGUCUCCCCCAGACUUCCUUCUCACACAUCCCAAGAAUUUUCCCUCCCACCUACCCCCAUACCAGAAAUCGCCUUGGAGAUUUUCCACUCAUAACCCCCCAAUCUCAGAGCCCCUCCCCCUGGAAUCCUCCAGAAUGCCCCUGACGGCCCCUGAAAAUCUUCCUCAGAGACUCUGAAAUGGCCUCGGAUCCUCAAAACUCACUUGGAGCGCCCCCCCGACCCCGCCGCCAAUCCAUCAUCUCCCAUAUACACUCCCCCUUGACAUAUCCCGAAAGUCAUCCCUUUGGCCCCUCCCACAGGUCCUAAAAAUCUCUCCCAAAGACCUCCUCAUGUUUCUCAAAUCUCACCACCCUGAAAUGCCCUAGAGAUCACCCUCAGAUACCCCAGAAGUCUUCCCCUGAGACCCUCCUCACUUAUCCCAAAAAUCUCCAGAGAUUCCCUGAAAUCUCUGGAGAACUCUUCUUCCACAUUCCACAAGUCUCUUCCAAAACCCUUUUUAUGUAUCCCAAAUUUCCUAGUAACCCACACAAAAUGUUCCAGAAAUUGCUUCCUCAGGAUUCCAAAAGGUUUCCUCAUAGUUUCUCUCUGAUAUUUUCUAGAAUCGCUCUUUGAAUCCCCCUUUCAAAAUCUCUCCUUCUAGACCUACUUUCAGAUGAACUUUCCUCCUCACAACCCCUGUAAACCCUAAGACCCUCUCUUCACGACCCCUCUGAGAUGCAGGUUUUCAAGACCACCUCCUGUCUUCACAGAGACCCCAGCCACCUCCUUGAGCCCUCUGAGAUACGCCCUUGAAAUCCUUCCCAGAGACCCUUGCAGCACAGAGACCCUUGAAUCAGCACUUAGAGACCUCCUGCCUUACUGAGAGACUUUUCCUAGUCUAGGUGUUUCCGGAAGAGCUGCAGCCUUUGAAGAAACACUUUUUGACGACGAUAUCAGACCAAAGACCCCUUCCUCCUGGGGAGGUGAGGAAGAUUGGGGCACACAUGAACCCAGAUCUGAUUGAUGAGAAGGAACCAGCGAUGUGAUGAUCUGGGGAAGAACAUUUCGGGUAGAGGGGUCAGCCACUGCAAAACCCCUGAGAUGUGUUCAAGGAACAUCAAGGAGAUCGGUGUGGCUGAAGCAUAAGUGAAGCAGAAGGGGCAAGGGCUUGGAGUGGCUGACAGAGGCCAGAUCAUGUGGGGUCUUGUGGGCCAUGAAAGUUCACUGGUUUCUGCAAGGAAAACAGGGGCAAGAAUGGAAGCAGGAGGCAAUAUAUUUGUCCAGGAAGAAGCAAGAGCUCUAAAGCCAGACUGCUUGGCCUUAAAAAUCUCAGCUUAGCUGUGUACAGUCUUGGGACCCUUCUCAGUGCAGUGUUCCGGGCAGCCGCUACCAAUCGAUCGGAGGUAGCCUGUGAGGGAUUGACAGCCAGACCAGUUUGCUCUGUUCAUCUGUCCCACUGAGGAUCUAUUGAGGAGCCUGGAGAGGAGUGGCUAGACCAAGACCUCCCCCGAUGUGAGCAGGUGUCCUCCUCCCUGCACCACCCAUUGCCACCACGCCAGGGAACAUCCUCAAGCCCUGGCCCUCAGGGGAGAGGUAACAGGAGCCCGCAGCCGAGACCAUGUGACGGCGCUGGCCCUUGCCACCGCCGUCCCCCCCACCCUGGCCCCAGGCCUGGCACCAUGAUGUUCCGAGACCAGGUGGGCAUCCUUGCUGGCUGGUUCAAGGGCUGGAAUGAGUGUGAACAGACAGUGGCCCUGCUGUCACUUCUGAAGCGGGUCACCCGCACCCAGGCCCGCUUCCUACAGCUUUGCCUGGAGCACUCACUGGCGGACUGCAAUGACAUUCACCUGCUGGAGUCGGAGGCCAACAGUGCUGCCAUCGUCAGCCAGUGGCAGCAGGAGUCCAAAGAGAAGGUGGUGUCCCUCCUGCUGUCCCACCUACCCCUGCUUCAGCCAGGCAACACAGAGGCCAAGUCGGAGUACAUGAGGCUGCUGCAGAAAGUGCUGGCCUACUCGAUUGAGAGCAAUGCCUUCAUCGAGGAGAGCCGCCAGCUGCUAUCCUAUGCCCUCAUCCACCCGGCCACCACGCUGGAGGACCGCAAUGCGCUGGCCCUCUGGCUGAGUCACUUGGAAGAGCGGCUAGCUAGCGGCUUCCGCACCCGGCCUGAGCCCACCUACCACUCACGCCAGGGCUCGGAUGAGUGGGGUGGCCCUGCAGAGCUGGGCCCUGGGGAGGCAGGACCAGGCUGGCAGGACAAGCCACCCCGGGAAAAUGGACACGUGCCCUUCCACCCACCCAGCUCAGUGCCGCCAGCCAUCAACAGUAUUGGGAGCAACGCAAACGCAGGUCUCCCCUGCCAAAUCCACCCCAGCCCGCUGAAGCGCUCCAUGUCGCUCAUCCCCACGAGCCCCCAGGCCCCUGGUGAGUGGCCGAGUCCAGAGGAGCUUGGGGCCCGGGCUGCUUUCACCACGCCCGACCACGCACCCCUCUCGCCCCAGAGCAGCGUGGCCUCCUCUGGCAGCGAGCAGACGGAGGAGCAGGGCUCCAGCCGGAACACUUUUCAGGAGGACGGCAGUGGCAUGAAAGAUGUGCCCUCGUGGCUUAAGAGCCUCCGCUUGCACAAGUACGCGGCCCUCUUCUCACAGAUGAGCUAUGAGGAGAUGAUGACACUGACUGAGCAGCACUUGGAGUCUCAGAAUGUCACCAAAGGUGCCCGCCACAAGAUAGCCCUGAGCAUCCAGAAGCUGCGCGAGAGGCAGAGUGUCCUCAAAUCCCUGGAGAAGGAUGUGCUGGAAGGCGGGAAUCUGCGAAACGCUCUGCAGGAGCUGCAGCAGAUCAUCAUCACCCCCAUCAAGGCCUACAGUGUCCUCCAGGCCACUGUGGCUGCCGCCACCGCCACCGCCUCUACUGCCAAGGACGGGGGCCGGGGGGAGCCGCCGCUGCCAGGUGCGGAGCCUCCCCUGGCUCACCCUGGCACAGACAAGGGCAGUGAGGCCAAGGACCCUCCAGCUGCAGAGGGCUACCCCCCUCCACCAGCUCCAGCUCCCACUGACGGCAGUGAGCCAGCCCCGGCUCCCGUCGCUGAUGGAGACAUCCCCAGUCAGUUUACACGGGUGAUGGGCAAAGUGUGCACCCAGCUGCUGGUGUCCCGACCAGACGAGGAGAACAUCACCAGUUACCUCCAGCUCAUCGAAAAGUGCCUGACUCAUGAGGCUUUCACGGAAACGCAGAAGAAACGGCUGCUGUCCUGGAAACAGCAAGUGCUGAAGCUCCUCCGGACCUUCCCGCGCAAAGCCGCACUAGAGAUGCAGAGCUACCGGCAGCAGAAAGGAACCUGUGGUUCGCCAACCCUGGAGGCAGCAACAGCAUGCCCAGCCAGAGCCGCAGCUCUGUGCAGCGGACCCACUCGCUCCCGGUCCACUCGUCCCCCCAGGCCAUUCUCAUGUUCCCUCCAGACUGCCCGGUCCCUGGGCCUGACCUGGAGAUCAAUCCCACUCUGGAGUCUCUGUGUCUGAGCAUGACAGAACACGCCUUGGGUGGUGAGCAUUUCCUCUUUCCCUGACCCAGCUCCCACCUACCCACCAGCGUCUCCACCUCUGAACUGAGCAACUCAGAGUCAUCCUGAGGGGUCCCCAGGGGAGGCCGGACUCCAGGGAGGGCCUGACUGGGAUGACAGGCUACCUGAGCACCUUUUCUUGGGCCUCCCGCCAGCUCCUGACCUUCCUCCCUUCCUCCCUUUCUUACCACAGAUGGGACAGACAAAACCUCCACCAUCUGACGGGACCCACAGCCCAGCGCACCCAUAGGCUCCCCGGGCGGCGGGCGGGGGCCAACCCCCAACGGGCUUCUCCGCGACAGCGAGAGGGUGGGCUGGCUCAGCUAUACAUUCUAAUAUUUUUCUACUCUCUCACCCUUUUAACUUUUGUUUAACAUUGGCACACGCCUUGCUCACUCCCAGGCCCGUCGAGGGAUCUCUGCUGAGGCCCAGGGAGGUAGGGGGCAGCCAGGAUAAAGGGGGCAGGGACUGGCCAGCCUGCCUGCCCCCUCCUUCCCUCCUUCAUCCCCUACCUGGCCCCGUCCCACCCCUGCCUCCUCCAGACUGCCGGCCACCUGCCCCUCCCAAGGAAACACUCUCCCCCAGAGACUCACUGACCCACUGUCUUGUGGGGCCUGCUCAGAACCAUCUGACAUUUGGGGAGAGAUGAGUGAGGUAGAUAAUCUGCUCUCCUGAAUGUUAUUUGAGAGGAGCUGAGGAGAUAAAGGCGGGUGAGGAGAGGAGCGUGUCUGUCUUCCCGCGCUCUCUGUCUCUCUCUCCCUCCCCCCUCCCCCCUCACCUCCUUGCUGCCUUCUUCUCCUUCCCCAUUCCCAUCAUUCCCCAAGGACAGGAGCCACUCUCCUCUCACUCACCUCCUUUUGCCCUGUUUAUCAGAGGUUCUCUGCAAUUAAUUUCUUAGGCCUAUUUAAGAUACAUAUUUAUAUAGUUCUUAACGGUUUUUCUCUCUGAUCAUUCCCUCUCAUUUUUAGAAUCCCCAGGCCUCUCUCUGAGCCAAGAAAGUGGCAGGGGGAGCCUGAAUUUUACGAGGGGAGAGGGCAGAG